AUGACCCUGUUCUGGUUCACAGAUCUCCAGGCUAAAAGUGUCAGUUCACCAGAUGAAGACUCAGUCAGACUGGUGGAUGGGACCACUUCCUGUUCUGGGACAGUGGAAGUCUUCUACAGAGGAGAGUGGACAGCUGAUGAUGUGAGGCUGGUGGGAGGAGGCAGUCGCUGUGCUGGUGGAGUGGAGUGGUACUACCAGGGAGAGUGGAGGAUUGUGGGAGCUGAGGACUGGCAUGUAGCUGCAGUAGUGUGUAGACAGCUGGGUUGUGGUUCCACUGAUUCAGAACUACUUGGAAACACCAAUAGAGGGUUUUUAGUUUACUGUUCUGGGUCUGAGUCUUCACUGAGGGAGUGUUCCAGAAGUUAUGAUCUCCAUCCUGGACUCACAGUGAUCUGCUCAGAUCUCCUGGUCCAGCCUGAUAUCUUCCUGACUGACCCAAUGGGAGGGGUCUUCAGGGGCCACCAGGGGCCUGAGAUGUUCAGGGGCUACAACUUCACCAUCACCUGCUCCACUCAGCCACAGUACCCAGGAGGCUCCUUCCUCCUCACGUUCACUGGCUCCAACAGAACCAGACCCAGCCAGCUGUCAAUCACUCUGCUGCCUUCCUCUUCCCUGCUGCAGAUGACUCCCACCAAGGGAACUACAGCUGUGUUUAUGACAAUUAUGUUUUCU
Molecule: messenger RNA, 672 nt
Organism: Oncorhynchus kisutch (coho salmon)
Lineage: Eukaryota; Metazoa; Chordata; Actinopteri; Salmoniformes; Salmonidae
Product: deleted in malignant brain tumors 1 protein-like
Exons: 5
Cellular component (GO): membrane
Source: RefSeq, a predicted model, not a curated record